Messenger RNA from Equus caballus (horse), 1666 nucleotides. RefSeq names its product endothelin receptor type B (gene EDNRB). The record is from RefSeq and is marked validated. Gene Ontology annotation, molecular function: endothelin receptor activity. Gene Ontology annotation, biological process: endothelin receptor signaling pathway; regulation of blood pressure; enteric nervous system development. Gene Ontology annotation, cellular component: plasma membrane. Lineage: Eukaryota; Metazoa; Chordata; Mammalia; Perissodactyla; Equidae.
GCGCGUCCAGGGAAGAAAGUCCCCGCUCGUCGCUCUGCGCCUGGUGCGUCGGAUCCGCGAGAGUCUGAAAGCUGCGGAGCGGCCACCUGACGCUCACUGGAGCAGGCAGCAGCAUGCAGCCUCUGCCAACCCUGUGUGGACGCGUUCUGGUGGCGCUGAUCCUUGCCUGCGGCGUGGCAGGGGUCCAGGGAGAAGAGAGGAGAUUCCCGCCGGCCAGGGCCACUCCGCCACUUCUGGGGUCUGAAGAGAUAAUGACGCCCCCGACUAAGACCUCCUGGCCGACGGGGUCCAACGCCAGCGUGCCGCGGUCAUCAGCACCUCCGCAAAUGCCUAAAGCAGGGAGGACGGCGGGAGCCCAGCGACGCACCCUCCCUCCUCCCCCGUGCGAAAGAACCAUCGAGAUCAAGGAGACUUUCAAGUACAUCAACACAGUAGUGUCCUGCCUAGUGUUCGUGCUGGGCAUCAUCGGAAACUCCACACUGCUGAGAAUCAUUUACAAGAACAAGUGCAUGCGGAACGGCCCUAAUAUCUUGAUCGCCAGCCUGGCUCUGGGAGACUUGCUGCACAUCAUCAUUGACAUCCCCAUCAAUGUCUACAAGCUGCUGGCGGAGGACUGGCCCUUUGGAGUCGAGAUGUGUAAGCUGGUGCCUUUCAUACAGAAGGCCUCCGUGGGCAUCACUGUGCUGAGUCUGUGUGCUCUAAGUAUUGACAGAUAUCGAGCUGUUGCUUCUUGGAGUCGAAUUAAAGGAAUCGGGGUUCCAAAAUGGACAGCAGUAGAAAUUGUUUUAAUUUGGGUGGUCUCUGUGGUUCUGGCUGUCCCUGAAGCCGUGGGUUUUGAUAUGAUUACCGCUGACUACAAAGGAAGUUAUCUGCGAAUCUGCCUGCUUCAUCCCACUCAGAAAACAGCCUUCAUGCAGUUUUACAAGAAUGCUAAGGAUUGGUGGCUAUUUAGUUUCUAUUUCUGCUUGCCAUUGGCCAUCACUGCAUUUUUUUAUACCUUGAUGACCUGUGAAAUGUUGAGAAAGAAGAGUGGCAUGCAAAUUGCUUUAAAUGAUCACUUAAAGCAGAGAAGGGAAGUGGCGAAAACAGUAUUCUGCCUGGUCCUUGUCUUUGCCCUGUGCUGGCUUCCUCUUCACCUCAGCAGGAUUUUGAAACACACUCUUUAUGAUCAGAAUGAUCCCCAUAGAUGUGAACUUUUGAGCUUUUUGUUGGUAUUGGACUACAUUGGCAUCAACAUGGCCUCCCUGAAUUCCUGCAUUAAUCCAAUAGCUCUGUAUUUGGUGAGCAAAAGAUUCAAAAACUGCUUUAAGUCGUGCUUAUGCUGCUGGUGCCAAUCAUUUGAAGAAAAACAGUCCUUGGAAGACAAGCAGUCAUGCUUAAAGUUCAAAGCUAAUGAUCACGGAUAUGACAACUUCCGUUCCAGUAAUAAAUACAGCUCAUCUUGAAUGAAGGAAUAUUCACUUAAUCUCAUCUUCUUUAUUUUGGACAGAAGUCAUUAAGACAGUGAGGCAUUUGCCAAAACAAAACAACUGUGUGUUUGCACAAAAUAAUGUAAAAAUGUAAGACUGAUUAUUUUCUUAACACUCACAGUUACAUAUGACAUUUUAUGAGCUGUUUACAGCACGAGAAGAAAAGCAUCAAGAAUUAAAAGCCUCAUUGUGAAAGC